Messenger RNA from Loa loa (African eye worm), 1241 nucleotides. RefSeq lists its product as hypothetical. Gene Ontology annotation, molecular function: demethylase activity; oxidoreductase activity. Bases 289 to 1170 code for a protein of 293 amino acids. NCBI's taxonomy places the organism in Eukaryota, Metazoa, Nematoda, Chromadorea, Rhabditida, Onchocercidae. Gene Ontology annotation, biological process: oxidative demethylation. The record is from RefSeq and is a predicted model, not a curated record. The transcript has 7 exons.
CCUUUUUAAAAGUUGAUCAGUUUUCAAGUCGUUGUUAUUGUCAUAUUUCAUAGGCGAAGUAAUGGAUCGACUACCCUAUACUUUUGAGCUGUAUUCUACCAGGAUUUUUCUGUGGAUUUCACGACACGGCAAAUCUUACAAAUUUAGCUUGUCUAUAUUUUGUUUAAUGGUGCAGAAAACGUUUUUAUAAAACAGUUCAUGGGAAUUCGGGAUUUACACAUUAUGAAUUAAAAAAGAUACUCUCUGUUACUAAAAUAUUAUCUAUUAAGGUUAUCAACUGAUAUACCAAUGGUACAAACAGAACCGGUUGAGAAAGAGAGGCCGAAAUGUGGUUGUAAAGGAGUUCGCUUUUGCGCAGCGUGUAAAGAUACGUUAAGAGUGACAAAAUUAGCGCUAUGUGGGGAAUAUCCGUAUGGAGAAUAUAAGAAGUACGUUUAUUCUACACGUCAUCUUGCUGCAAUACACGAUAAGUCAUUAACCGGUCGUCCAACAUUAACUGAAAUUCAUGAUUUGGCUGGUAAAAUAAACGGGACUGAAAAUAAACCUGAGGAUUAUUUGAUCAUUCCUGGUCUGCAUGUUAUUACCGAUUUCCUUACCGAAGCUGAAGAGAUGGACCUCAUUAACGUAAUUGAUAGGACGGAUUGGGUGCUUUCACAAUCAGGACGUCGGAAACAGGAUUAUGGUCCACGUGUCAAUUUCAAACAUAAGAAAAUAAAAAUGGAGCGUUUUUUGGGGAUGCCGAGUUACAUAGACGUAAUACUGAAUAGAAUGAAUUCUAUUUCCCCUGAUUUGUUUGGCUCUUAUCAGCCAUUUGAAUUAUGUAAUUUGGAGUAUAGCGACGAUCGGUGGUCAAACAUUGAAAUGCAUUACGAUGAUACAUGGAUUUGGGGAGAACGCCUGAUUUGCGUCAACCUUUUGAGCAAGUCGGUACUGACAUACACAAAUGACGCGAAGCAGUUGAUCAUCUAUGUCCCACUACCGAGCAGGACAAUGGUGUGUAUGUCGGAUGAGAUUCGCUAUUCAUGGAGGCAUGCCGUUUUUCCGGAGCAUAUCCGUGGUCGGAGAAUAGCCGUGACAAUGAGAGAACCAAGUGCAGCUUUUAAGGAAGGUGGAGAACUGUACGAAAAAUUCGGUCGAGAACUGACACGUUUAGGAAAUGCUCGAAUAUGAGAUGCGUUAUCGUUGUUUUGUAUGCAUUAAAGUUGUAAAUAAGUGGGAAAAUAAAAUUGUGAAAAGAAAAC